UGCUCCUCGCAGGAAGGCGGCAGUUCACCCCGCCACCUGUCUAAACACAUUCUUUAAUACUCCUCGGUGUGCCUCUGGCAUUUUCCGGUGCUCUUCAAUCCCAUAAACAAGAGCACCAAGUCUGACUUCCUAAAACUCCAAGGAGGCGUGGCUUCGGGACCGGAAGAACGUCCGGUUGCCUAGGGAACGCUACGCGCCUAGGCGCCUGCCCAGCCACUGAUGCUCCGGCUGUGGCACAAGCUACCAAUUCACCCAACUUGUAGAAGCGGCUUUGCUCAGGAGCAGGGAUUCUUCCAAUGGAAGCAUAGAGAAGAAGGCUGAGAGACGCCCGAUUCUUAACCCAGAGACGGUUACGAGCGAGUGGCCCAUUCCUGUACCUCUUCAGCUCCUGGGCCCGCAAGACCAACCUCAAAGACCAGCUGGUUUGUAAAUAUUUGAAUCACAUUAUGGGAUUGCUAGACAGACUUUCAGGCUUGCUUGGCCUAAGGAAGAAGGAGGUUCAUGUUUUGUGCCUUGGGCUGGAUAAUAGUGGCAAAACAACAAUCAUUAACAAACUUAAACCUUCAAAUGCUCAAUCUCAAGAUAUAGUUCCAACCAUAGGAUUCAGCAUAGAGAAAUUCAAAUCGUCCAGUUUGUCUUUUACAGUGUUUGACAUGUCAGGUCAAGGAAGAUACAGAAAUCUCUGGGAGCACUAUUAUAAAGAAGGACAAGCCAUUAUUUUUGUCAUUGAUAGUAGUGAUAGAUUAAGAAUGGUUGUGGCCAAAGAAGAACUUGAUACUCUUCUGAAUCAUCCGGAUAUUAAGCACCGCCGAAUACCAAUCUUAUUCUUUGCAAACAAAAUGGAUCUUAGAGAUUCAGUAACAUCUGUAAAAGUGUCUCAACUGCUGUGUUUAGAGAACAUCAAAGAUAAACCAUGGCACAUUUGUGCUAGUGACGCCAUAAAAGGAGAAGGAUUGCAAGAAGGUGUAGACUGGCUUCAAGAUCAGAUCCAGGCUGUGAAGACCUGAAAAGAUAGUAUUUGGAAACUUCAACAAUUUUCAAUUCAAGGAAUGUAUCUUAAGGCAAACUGAAUACUUCAAAUUUUUAAAAGAUGUUUGUGCAUCUAAGAAUACUUUAUAAUCUUCUGCUUGCAUUUAUGGACUCUGAAUGAGCUUUUUAAGAACAUAGGACUGCAGGUAUGCUAUUCUGACCAUUAAUUAUAUUAAAAUUGAAUCUUUCCCCAGAAGGGCUCUGUCCACAGAAUUACCAACUUCUUGGUAAAGGUCUACAUUUGAUUGUAAUUAGAAUGUUUAAAGUCAGAGUUAUAAGCCAUCUCAAUAUCUCAUCAUGAUUUAUAAUAUCUUUAAUGCAUUUUAUUUUUUAAAUUGUCUUCUAAAAAUUUAGUUUACGAUAUGACUUUGCAGUACGAUUGUGCUUGGAAGAACUUUAUUUAUAAGGGACCAUGGGUAAUUAAUAUAUACAUAAAUUUUUACUAUAUGUCACUGUCAAUAAAACAUUAUAUGCAAUAUACCAACUAGUGUGCUUUGUUUAUGCUGAAAAGAUUAAUGCUGUGUUAACUUAAUAUUUAGUGUUUUAAUGUCAAGCAUUUGUAAAUUAUCUGAGACCAAGUGAAGCUGAAUUUAUCCAUCCAGUGAAUAUGUAUUGAACCUCUCUGCACCUACUCUAGUUUGUCAUUGUCCUAGGCAAC
Molecule: messenger RNA, 1687 nt
Organism: Prionailurus viverrinus (fishing cat)
Lineage: Eukaryota; Metazoa; Chordata; Mammalia; Carnivora; Felidae
Gene: ARL6
Product: ADP ribosylation factor like GTPase 6
Exons: 8
Coding region: 447-1007 (186 amino acids)
Biological process (GO): protein localization to cilium; vesicle-mediated transport; cilium assembly
Cellular component (GO): cytoplasm; axoneme
Molecular function (GO): GTPase activity; GTP binding
Source: RefSeq, a predicted model, not a curated record